UUUGGGGCACUGCUCUGCAGAGACUAUAUCCUCUGAGGGAUUGCUGUGGGGAGGAUGUUAUCCAAGCUUCAGUGCUCUGCUAGGGAAGGAAGUGGAGGGAGGUCCCUGGAGAAGAGGGCAGAAAAAUAGAAAGCGGCCUGAAGCUGGGAUGCCCGACAUUUCUGUUGCAUAACUAACGUCCAUGAAACCAGAGGAGGUUCAACAGAGUAGGUUCAUGUUGUCACGGCUGGCUAGUAUGAUACUAUUAUCUGUUCACACAUAGCCAAAUAGGGAGGACUGUGUUAUUUCUCAACAAUUUCAUGUACAGGGAUACUAAUGGAUGGUCUACUGGAUUUUCCCUUAAUCGUUUUGGAAAGUGCUACCAACUCACUUCCUGCCUUUUGUCAUCCAGUCACAUCUACAGUGCAGCUUGCAGGUGAGGUGGUUUGAAUCAGCCACCACUGGGGUCUAGGAUGCCCCGACACAAGAAAACCAGGCUACUCUACUGGCCCACUUACAGACUGCUGUUUCUAAUACAAGUUUUGGACUGAAAGCUAGUCGGGGUGACGCGUUUUUAAUUUGCAAGACUUUUCUCAGAUUGCUACAGCUGGCCUGACCUCUGAAGUCCGAGUGCUGAAAACUUCAAACAGAACAUUCUGACACUGUGGACUUGGCUCAGAACAAGCUUGUCACUGAUUUUGAGGACCCAGUGUAUAUUUUUUCUAAGCUAAAGCAGUAAUAUUAUCAUCCAGCACUUUUUCUUUUCAAGCUUUUUUCCCCAGCCUUUUCUCUUUCUUUCAAGCCGCAUUUUAUUUCUCAACGCUUGCUACCAAAACAGUUCUACCUCUGCACUCACCCCUCUCCCAUUUAAAGACCAAUCAGACUGGAGCAGUUUAUAUCAGGGGAGAGGUUCUUCAGUUUAGCUGAGAUUUAUCUAUUGGGAUUUUUUUGAGAUUUUCACAGCACCAAAUCAUUGGAGAACUAAACUGUUGUUUUAAUAGAAAGGUCCAAAAAUAUUUUUGUUUUUUACAAUCAGACUGGCUUACAGUCAGCCAUCUUUGUUUAAACUGUACGCUUAUCAUUUUUGCCAAACCUUUGUUUGUUUGUUUGUCGAGAACAAGCUGUUCUGCUCAUUCCAGUCUGAUUGUAUUGGGACCUUCCAAGAAAGGAAACCUUUAGGAAUGAACAGAGUAGAACUUUAGUGGAUUUGCCUGCCACACAUAGUGGUUCAAACACCUUCCUCUUUACAUUCAGUGGCUUAUUUGUUUAGCCUGUCUUCCCAUCUGUUUUUCUGGCAGACAGGGAAACGAGGCUUUUACAGCACAGAGACCUAUAAGCUUCUUUUAAUGUCUCAUAUGUAGUUGAUCAGGAUUGACCUACGAACCUGAGAAAACAAGCAUUCACCCCCCACCCCCCAUCUGACUGGCGAUGCAGUAAAGCAUUUUCUCGUUUCCAUCUCCGAGUGGAAACCUUCCUCAACUCUUCCAUCAGUUCUCUCUCUUUUUUAGUCUCCUUGUGCUUUCCUUCAUUUCAGUCCCUGCACACCAAACACUCUGUGUACACCUAAGGGAACAUUUAACACUGAAUGACAAAUUACUUUGCUAAGCAGUUAGUGGACACACACAUCACCACUGACAGGAAGUGAUGCCAGGUAGUAGUAGCAAGAGCGGAGGACGGGGUCCAUCCUCGUCACCCCUCCCUCAUGCUGUAGUCCCGCCCAACAGACCCCUACGACCCUCACGCUACGUUCCUGUGUCGGCAGCAACUUUCUUCCUUGUGGGCUCCACCACGCUCUUCUUCUGUUUCACGUGUCCGUGGCUUUCAGAGCGUUUCUCAGUGGCUGUGCCCAUCUACAAUGGAGUCAUCUUCCUAUUUGUUUUGGCUAACUUCUGCAUGGCCACGUUCAUGGACCCCGGCAUCUUCCCCAGAGCCGAGGAGGACGAGGACAAAGAAGAUGAUUUUCGUGCUCCCCUCUACAAGACGGUGGAGAUCAGGGGGAUCCAAGUCAGGAUGAAAUGGUGUUCGACCUGCCGCUUUUACAGGCCACCACGCUGCUCCCACUGUUCUGUCUGCGACAACUGUGUUGAGGACUUCGACCAUCAUUGUCCGUGGGUGAACAACUGCAUCGGCAGGAGAAACUACCGCUACUUCUUUCUCUUUCUCCUAUCUCUGACAGCCCACAUCAUGGCCGUGUUUGGCUUUGGGCUGCUCUUCAUUCUCUACCAUCGGCAGAACAUUGACCGCCUGCAUGCCAUUGUCACGCUGGCUGUAAUGUGUGUUGCAGGCCUGUUCUUCAUCCCUGUUGCUGGCCUCACUGGCUUCCACAUAGUGCUCGUGGCCAGAGGCAGGACCACCAAUGAACAAGUAACAGGGAAGUUCAGAGGAGGCGUUAACCCUUUCACCAAUGGCUGUUGGAGGAAUGUGUCUCAUGUCCUCUGCAGCUCACAGGCACCCAGGUAUCUGGGCAGGAAGAAGUGUGUGCAGAGUGUGAGUCUGCAGCCUCCUUUUCUGCGGCCACAGCUGACAGAGGCCCAGCUGGCUGCAAAGAUUCUGGACAAUGGCAUACAGGGAGACCUGCACAGGUCCAAAUCCAGUCUGGAAAUGAUGGAGAGCCAGUCUUGUGAUGCUGAGCCGCCUCCUCCUCCUAAACCAGAGCUCCGCUAUCCUGGAAUAACCAGAGGAAACACAGAGGAGUGCAGUCUGCUGAACAAGGCCCCUCCCACUCCCACCAUGUACAAAUACAGGCCCACCUAUAGCCCCAGCAAGAACCACACAGCACUCACACAUGCUUAUGCCAACCAGUUAAGUCGAGGGGAGAGCGUUGGCAGUGCCAGGGACUCCUCCUCCUCCACCUCUUCCCUUCUCCAGGCUAGCCAGCAGCCUGGAUUCCGCUCACAGCCCAGCCUGGACCGAAGAGAAACAUCGUCCGAAGGAGUGGGAGCAGGAGGAGGGGAGAGGAGGGAGGGAGGAAGAGAGGGGGGAGGAGGAGGGGGCAUCCCUGGCUAUUCCCUUGGCGGGCGCUCCUACCCCUCUUUCUCCGAUCCCACCGUCCUGUCAGGAGUGGCGUCGCGAUCUUCCAGCUCCACACACACUUCAGCAGGCACCGUGCACGUCUCAGAGGCCACCACCACUUCUGCCAGCUUCAAGAGUUUAGCCAAUCAGACACCCCCGCCCCACCACCCGUCUCACAACGGGAGCCUGUCUUACGACAGCUUACUGGCAGGUGGUGAUGAAUUUGGCAAAGGGGUGGGGGUGAGCUCAGCAGCCCCUGAGGUUUCCACUGGGAGACCCUGCACACCAGCAGCAGGUGGUGGCUACAGCUCUCCCUUCCUGUCGUCACAACAGAGAGAGGCUGAGAUGCAGUCCCAGUCCUCUCAGUCACCCCAUCAUCACCACCGUUCCUCCCACCAUCACCACCCCUUCCUCCAUCGCUCCUCAUCCUCCACAUCCUCCUCCCCACCACCACCCCCAGAGAGGGAGCGCCUUCUAGGUGAGCCCCACCCUGGUGCCCCACCCACCACCGGUCAAACGUCUGGUGUUCCUUCCUCCUCAGCCCCACCUCCCCCACACCACCAUCACCACCACCAUCACCACCACCACCAUUCCCAUCAUCAUCAUCAUCACUCCUCUUCCUCCACCUCUCGCCCUCCCCGCUUUGCUGCCCCUCAUGCAGUGCCCCACCACGCCUACCCCUAUCGUACCCGCUCAACUGACACACCUCUGGGCUCCUCCUCCACCACGCACCCUCCCCGCUCUCCACACCCCCCACCUCUCGGCAAGUCGCUCUCUUAUUCAAGUGCUGCUGCCGCUGAAAUGCAGUACCGGCUGGUCCGCAAGGCCUCAGCGUCGGCUGGAGCAAAUGCAGCGGGGGUAGGAGGAGGAGGUGGAGGAGGAAGUGGAGGGAUGGGAGGAGGAGGAAUCCAAGUGCCGAAGGAUGAGCUGAUACAGAUGAAACCUCUGAGUCGGACUAAUAGAGGUCAGCCCUUCUCUUCCACUUCCUCCUGCUCCGCCCCUUCCUCUCCCUCUCAUCCAGUCAACACGUCCAUCCCACCCCAAACAGCCUAUCCCAGCCCAGCAUUGAUGCUGAGUCCUGCCCACAAGCCCCAAGGCAGUGGGGUGAAGAAGGUGACAGGUGUCGGGGGCACCACCUAUGAGAUUUCUGUCUGAGUGGCAGCCAGUCUCCACCAGUAAGAUAAAGGGGACAAAACGCUGAGGAAGAAAUUACCCAACAGCUGCCUGCUGUAGGCAUUGGACAUCUGGACCAUACUCCUCAUUGCAAACUGGCAGGAAAGACUUGGACUAAUGUGAGGCCGGACUUGUACUGUAGGCUCUGGGAACGAAAAGUCUAUAUUUCUUGGUCUAAACAGGACCCAUGUUGUUCACUUCUGCUUUGGUCCAGCUGUUGCAUCUUACAAGUAUAGCAGCAAAAAGGCAUUACCACUGCCAGGGAGAGGGGCUGGACUCGAGCUGUGUUUAGCUAACGUUUGGUGACAUCACCAUUUUCAUGCUUGUAUUUAAAUCAUUGAUGAAACUGUGGAACCCAAUCAAAGCAGAAUCCAUUUAAAGUGAAGGGCUUCCCAUAAGACAACUAAAUAUGUGAUGAGUCAUAUCAAGGGCAGUGUGAGGUCUGACCCCUGCUGUCAAGUUCAACCUGCUUUUAACAACAGCGUCCACCGAGUAGAGCGUCAUUGGAUGGCACUGGACACAGGUGGUGAAGUCCAGGAGCCAGGUGUACACAACACAGUCAGGUCAGAGGUCAGCCAUCAAAGGGGAACUGUUAGAGGACCUGUAACAGUCUGCCAGCAGCCACAACGAAGGUGAGCGUGAACUCGAAUGCUGCUCCUGCCGUGACGGCAUUUCUGAUGGAGGAAAGAAAAUGUAACAUUUUAAUGGAGAGGAAAAACUAGCAGACUCCCUGUUUAUUUGAUUCCUUUGUUGAUUUCUUCCUAGAUGUGAAUAUGAUUCCAUGUUUGUACAGGAUGAUGUGAUUUUUAAAUGUGGUUUCCUGUUUUGUUUUUUGUUGUUUGUUUUUUAUAAAAAGUGGACUGCAGCAUGCACUAUUUCAAUAAGCCACUGUAGGACAGCCUGUCUGGCUGCAGAAACAUGGGUUAUUCCAUCUCAAAUGAUCAAAGUUGGAGAACAUUUCUGCUCAGCCACCAAUUUCACAAUAAUGCUAAACAAAACAUGUAGAAUACUUUUUAACAUAAAAUUCUUAGUCACAAAAAUGAAGACAAUGCUGUUUUCAUUUAGUUUUCAUAUUUGCUCGAUGCAAAUAUUGUACCAGAAAAGCAUCAGUUGAUAGUCAAAUCCAGAUAGGAGAAAAUUCUGGAGUUUGCAGAUGGUAACUGAGAAAAGAGUUUUCUUAAAUAUAUGCAUAGUUUUCAUUUUCACAAACUACUUUGUAGGCGUGCCCGUUGGCCUGGAGUCUCAGUUCAAGUUGUUUAAAAAUGCUACCAAUGUAAAAUUUUUCUUGCAUACAAAUAAAUACAGCAAAAACAAGAUUAAUGACAACAGGCUGAGUAUCCUUGCAAGGCCAAGUUGCCAUGUCCGCAUGGCAUGAUGUUUGAUGCAAGACCCUAACCCUGGUGAGGCUUGACCCAAAUUACAGAUCCUGGUUCAUUUUUAUGGUAAGAAAGGCCAGUGAAAAUUUCAAGCUUAUACCUUCAAUAGUUUUUGAAAUAUUCAAGUUCAAAUGUGGCCUCAAUUCAAAGUGAGAAAAAAAACCUGCUGGAAGUGGGUCAAGGGACCAUUUUUUCAAAAAAUAUGUAUCUUGAAAAGUAUUUGAUAUGAGGCUAAAAUUUCACAGUAGGCAUUGUGCGUAUCUAAACUUCAGAAGGUAAAAUUCUCAUGCAAAUCAUAGAUGGCUGUGCAGAAGGCCCACGAUGAUUUGAGGUGGAAUGACACACAUCGUCUGAACAAACUAAAGAGAGUCUGGAAACUGCAUUUUGACCUUUUGAGGCAGAAUUUUGUGAAAAAUGAAUUCCUUGAACAAAUGCCUUGAAAAUGUAAGUGGUGUCCCUUUUUUUAUUUUGCCUAUUUAAAUUGACAUUGUUUUUAUAUGAAUUUCUAUGGAAAUCUAGCUAUUGAUAAAUAUUGAAGAGUUUUUAAUAUUGACCCAGAAGAGAGGUUGUGUUUGCUAUUGUGUCAGUUUGAGCCUCUGGAUAAAACCAUUAAAGGAGCCCCUCUGAUUCA
Messenger RNA from Archocentrus centrarchus (flier cichlid), 6171 nucleotides. It is a transcript of the gene zdhhc5a, whose product is annotated as zDHHC palmitoyltransferase 5a. Gene Ontology annotation, biological process: protein palmitoylation. Gene Ontology annotation, molecular function: palmitoyltransferase activity. Lineage: Eukaryota; Metazoa; Chordata; Actinopteri; Cichliformes; Cichlidae. The record is from RefSeq and is a predicted model, not a curated record. The coding region runs from base 1624 to 4146 and encodes 840 amino acids. The transcript is spliced from 11 exons.